Messenger RNA from Melanaphis sacchari, 6775 nucleotides. RefSeq names its product fatty acid synthase-like. The record is from RefSeq and is a predicted model, not a curated record. Gene Ontology annotation, biological process: fatty acid biosynthetic process. NCBI's taxonomy places the organism in Eukaryota, Metazoa, Arthropoda, Insecta, Hemiptera, Aphididae. Gene Ontology annotation, molecular function: oxidoreductase activity; fatty acid synthase activity. Bases 88 to 6729 code for a protein of 2213 amino acids. The transcript is spliced from 33 exons.
AUCAGAUUUAUAAAAACUAUAAAUUUAAAUUCCAGUUGUUAGGAAUUUAUAAUUUUUCAAAUAGUAAAAUUGAAUUGUGAUUUGAAAAUGACGGAACCAAAAGUCGAAGUCGUAAUAUCUGGUAUUGGAGGCCGUUUCCCGGAAUCCGACAAUUUGGAUGAAUUGAAAAAUGUGUUGUUUGAAAAAAAGAAUGCAGUAACUUCAGAUAGCAGGCGAUGGACACCCGGUCUACUAGGAACACCAUAUGGAGUUGGUAAAAUACGAUUUCCUGAAAAAUUUGAUAACGUAUUUUUCGGUAUACAUAGCAAGAUGGCCGAGAGUAUGGAUGUUUUGACUAGGCUUAGUUUGGAAAGAUCUAUAGAAGCAAUAGUUGAUGCUGGAAUAAAUCCAGCUGAUUUAUCCGGUACAAAUACGGCUGUUUUCAUGAAUUCUUGUAUUAGUGAAUCAGAGUUUUUUGAAGUUAUUGAUACAAAGCAAUACGGACUUGGUCUAUUAGGUCAUAACAGAGCAAUGCAAGCAAAUCGGGUGUCUUAUACACUUAAUUUAAAUGGACCUAGUUAUACAACUGAUGCAACUUGGAUUGGUGGAUCACAAGCUCUUAUGAGAGCAAAAAGAAUGAUUGAAGAUGGAACGAUAAAUGCAGCAAUAAUCGGAUCAUGUAGUUUAUGCUUAAAUGCUAAUAUAUCUCUUCAGGUUGAAGGAUUAGGGAGAUUGACAAAUACAAAUGAAACUAGAUCAUAUAGUGAUGAUGCAAAUGGAAUGAACAGAUCCGAGUCAUGUGUAGUAGUGCUGUUGCAGAAAUUAACUGAAGCUAAACGUUGUUACGCAUCUUUAUUGAGUGCAACUGGUAUAUUUGGAGAAACAAAUGAUUUAUUUUAUCAUUAUUCUGACCACUUUUAUAAAGAAGUUAUAUUAAAUGCCUAUAAAGAAGCUAAUUUAGAUCCUGCAAAAGUUGCAUAUAUAGAAGGUGAAGGGUUAGGUGUCAAGAAAAUAGAUGCAAUGGAACUGAAUGUUCUAAGUGAAGUAUUUUGUACUCCAAAUAGAAUAGAACCAUUAAAAGUUGGUUCCAUAAAGAGUAAUAUCGGUCAUUGUGAAGCUUCUUCGAGUUUAGUGUCGUUAGCAAAAGCGCUUAUUAUUUUAGAAUCUGGAUAUAUACCUCCAAAUAUUAACUAUUCAAAACCAAACCAAGAUUGCCCCGCUCUUUUGUCUGGUAGAUUAGAAGUAGUCACUGAAAAAACUCCAUUGAAAGGAGAUAUAGUUGGCGUUAGUUCAUUUGGUUUAUGUAAUUCUUUUAGCCAUUUAGUUUUAAAACGAAAUAAGAAAAGCAAAGUAAAAAUUUAUGAAAAAGGAGAAAUGUUUGAAGACGAUUUACCACGAAUUAUAUUUGUAUCAGCUCGGAAUGAAGAAGAUGUUAUACAGUUUUUAGACCGUAUAAAAAAUAGUAAAAUAGAUGAAGAGUCGGUAGCUCUUUUACAAAGCGUUUUUUAUAAAUCUUUGAACGCCCAUUACUACCGAAGUUUCACUAUAGUCCCAGACUUAAAUGAAGGAUCACAAGAAGAAAUAUCGUACCUUCCAGCGUUGAUAAAACGACCUAUUUGGUUUGUAUUUUCCGGGAUGGGAUCACAGUGGAAUGGUAUGGGAAAACAACUCUUAAAAAUUCCUAUAUUUGCCGAAUCAAUUCGCAAAUGCGAAGCUAUAUUAAAGCCGAAGGGUGUUGACCUUAUUGAUAUAUUAACAAAUGAAGACCCUAAAAUUUUCGAUAAUAUACUUAACUCAUUCGUUGGUAUAGCUGCGAUACAGAUAGGUUUAACAGACGUGUUGAAGAGUAUUGACGUUAUCCCUGAUGGUAUUAUUGGUCAUUCAGUCGGAGAAUUGGGAUGUGCUUAUGCUGACGGUUGUUUCACUAUAGAACAAAUGAUACUUGCUGCAUAUGCAAGGGGUCGAGCUUCUAUAGAGACUGAACUCAUCGAAGGAUCGAUGGCUGCAAUAGGAUUAGGGUACAAUGACAUUAAAGAUAGACUGCCACAUGAUAUUGAAGUUGCUUGUCACAAUUCGUCUAACAGCAGUACUUUGUCUGGACCAACGGUUAGCGUUACGAAUUUUGUUGAACAAUUGAAAUCAGAAGGAGUAUUUGCUAAGCAAGUCAAUGUUUCUAAUAUUGCAUACCACAGCCGAUAUAUAAAACCAGCUGCACCGACUUUACUUAAGUAUUUGAAAGAAGUUAUUCCAAAUCCAAAGCCUAGAUCAUCAAAAUGGGUGAGUAGCUCCGCACCUGAGUCUGAAUGGGAAAACGAAGUAGCAAAAUACAGUUCACCCGAGUAUCAUACGAACAAUCUUCUGGGUCAAGUUUUAUUUGAAGAAGCUUCCCGACAUAUACCCGAGGAUGCAAUUGUUAUUGAAAUUGCCCCACAUGGGCUUUUACAAACCAUACUUAAACGAUCAUUAUCAGAAAAAGUGACAAAUAUACCGCUUACACAUAAAAGUACAAAAGAUUCAGUAAAAUUCUUAUUAGCCGCUUUUGGAAAGAUGUAUAAUAAUGGUAUGACUCCUAACAUUGAAUCAUUCUAUCCACCAAUAAAUUAUCCAGUUAGCCGAGAAACUCAAGCUUUACACUCUUUAUUUCCUUGGGACCACAAAGAAGACUGGCUAUCAAAAUGCAUGGUGAAGGCAGUUAAAAAAGGUUCAGGAGAGAGAAUAUUUACAAUACAAUUAAAUAAUGAACAUAUUUUAUUCGAUUACAAAAUCAAAGGGCGACAUAUUUUACCUAGCUCAAUUAUUCUAUUUUAUAUGUGGAAAUCAUACAUAACAAUACAAAAUGAACCACAUUUUGAUCAGAUGAUUGCAUUUGAGGACCUAAAUUUUUCGAGAAAUAUUGAAAUUAAAAUAAAUGAUAAAUUAGAAUUAUAUACAUUUAUUCAAUGUGGAACUGGUCACUUUGAAAUAUGCUUGGAAAAUGAAGUCAUAGUUUCAGGAAAAAUAUUUCGACCAGAUAUUAUUGAUAUGACUCCAAUAAAACAUAAGAUGAAAUACCCAGAUACAGUUUCUGAUGUACCACAUAGUUCAAUUUCUAAGUAUGAUUUAUACAAAUUGUUAGAAUAUAAUGGAUACGAACUCGGUGAACAAUUUAAGACUGUGGCUAAUAUAGAUUUAUAUUUUGAAGAAUAUCGAGGAAAUGUAAAGUGGGAUGGUGAUUGGAUGAGAUUUUUUAAUGGAGUUUUCACAUUUCUUGUUCAUAAAAGUAUGGAAACUUAUGACAGUCCAGCAGAUGUAUCAACUAUUCGUAAAAUGUAUAUUGAUCCAUCUAAAUUCGAAGAUUCUAUUGGAAAAGAUAUUUCUAUUUAUUAUAAUCUUAAUACUAAUGAAAUAAACGGCGAUGGAAUUUAUAUUUUGCAUCCAGAAACUAAACCAUUUUCAAUAACUACAGUAAAUUCAAUUGAAUUGCGAUUAGAAGAAGAAUAUCUUAUGCAAUUAGAUAAUCCAAAUUGUGAGAAUGAAAUGCAUUUUAUCAAUAACUGUUUGCAAGUUAUAUUUGGAUGUAAGAAAUUUCAAUCGAAUCCCAACAUGAAUAAAUUCAAAGUUUAUUACAGUAAUAAUGAUAAAAAAAUAUAUCAGUUCGCCAUAAUAAUGAAGCAAAUGCUUGAUAUUCAAAUAGGAAUUCAACACACAAUUAUAAGUUUAGAUAAAACUAAUUUAGAAAAAUUCAUUAACGAUGAUCAUAAUAUAAUAAUAGUAUCAUAUGAUCAAAUGGAGAACGUUAUUUUACUUUCAAAAAACGUUAAAAGAGUUCAUUUCUUGGUGAUAUCGGAAAAACCAAUGUUUAGUACCAAAGAAUGGAGUGUUAUUAUGCAACAACAAUUUAAUGGACACUAUUUGGUUUUAAUUAAAAAGAUUGAAGAAAUAAAAAUAAUUAGUUUAAAAUUAGAAAGUAUUACAGAUCUUAAAAAUAAUAACUAUGAGAAUAUUAAACUUUCUCUAGCAGAAUGUAAAAAAACAAAAAGUUAUCUUUACAUUUUUACGAAGGUCGCAUCAUAUGGAGCAUUAACAAAAUUUGUGGAAGAAGUGUUGUAUAGAAAUAAGUCGAAUAAGAUAAGAUUUGUUUUCUUAUUGGACAAUUCAUGUCCUGAUUUCAAUAUUGAUCAUCAAUUUUACUUUGAACAGUUAUGCAAACAAUUGUUUGUAAACAUUUAUAAAGAUAAAAAAUGGGGAACUGUUGUUCGAAAUUUUGUUGAAAAUUAUUCCAGUUUUAACGUGUCUGCAGAUACUCCGACUAUGACUUACCUCAAUGAUAUCACGUUAGAUGACCUGAAAGUCAAGUACCUAGGAAUUAAUUUCCAUGAUAUAUCUGUAAAUAAUAGUAUGAUGGAUAACGAACUUGGUCAUUUAGAAUAUUCUGGUAUAACAGACAAUGGUAAAAGAGUAAUGGGAAUUGCUCCAUUUAGAAAAAAUACAUUCAAUAAAAUUUCAUCGGAUCCACAAUUAACAUGGACAAUUCCAUCGAACCUGACGUUAGAAGACGCAGCUACUAUUCCGCUUUCUUAUUCGAUGGCAUAUUAUAUAUUGACUAUUUUAAAAUUACCAAGUGAUAAUAUGUUUGAUAAAUCAAUAUUAGUAAAUGCCGGAUUCAAUGCUUUUGGGCAAGCAGCUAUAGCUGUAGCCUUAUCGUUAGGAUUCUCUGUUUAUGUCACAGUUGAAAAUAAAGAACAGAGUAUGCUACUUAAGAAUAAAUUCACUAUGUUAUCAGAAUCCAGAAUCUUUAGUUAUGAUAAUAUUGAAGUAAAACUUAAAAAAGCUACCAAUGGAAAAGGUGUAUCUGUAAUUUUAAAUUGUCUUCACGGCCAAUAUUUUCAUGAAUCGGCUCGAAUAAUAGCAGAACGUGGAAAAUUUUUUCAAUUAACUAAAACUGACAUGAAGAAUAAAGACAAAUUUGGGCUAUUUUUUUUUUUAAAAAAUACUACAUUUUAUGGUGUUAGUCCAGAUAGAAUGUUGGCAGAAACUAGUGAAAUAAAACUAAAAAUUCAUGGUGAAGUACAAAAAGGAAUAGAUCUUGGUAUUGUCAAACCGUUUGAUAGAAACGUUUUAACUGGUCCUUGUACAACAGAACAAGCCAUAAAAUCAUUACACUUAUCACUUCAAAAAGUAGAAUAUAAUCGAGUAGUCUUAGCUAUAGAAGAAGAAAAUAUAUUAGGAAAGUCUUUAAAAGGAUCAGAAUUUGAAAAAUAUCAAUGUUAUUCUGACCGGGUGUAUUUAAUUUUUGGAAGUAAAUAUAGUACUUGGAUUGAUAUUGCUGAAUGGAUAGUAAUAAGAGGAGCCCGAAAGAUCGUUGUAGUAUUAAAAAAAUACUCUAUGUCUACUACUGCAUCAAGAAGGUUUAAUUUACUUUUAUCACGAUAUAAAAACGUUUUGGUGCAAAUAGUAUCAGAUUCAAAUUUGAACUCAAAAGAAGAUUUAAUUUUGUUAUUAAAUGAAACAACAGCAAUGUAUCCUCUCGGAGGGGUUUUUUUCGCUACAAUGAGCGACGAAGAAGACAAGAUACGUAACAUUCAAUAUUUACUUGAAAACGAUCAAUCUUUACAAAACCUGAAACCUUUAUUUGUUUGUAUUAUGAGUGGUGGAGAAAAUACUUGUACAGAAUUAAGAGCUAACGGCGUUUGUCCAAAUACCAUUUGUCUUUCAUGGAGUUUAAUUUCUGCGAAACCUAAUUUUUCUAAUCUAGUACCAUUAUUAGAUAAAUUAUUAAUAAACAUAGAUAAAAUGUCUACAUCAACGAUAAUAUGCACUGAAUAUGACAAAACAUUGAUUGCAAGUCGAGAAUAUUAUUUAAAAAUGAUUGCGGAAUUGCCUAAAUCUAUUGAUGAAUUAAUCACAUUUGGAGAUACAGUUACGGAAGAAAUUGAAUUUAUAGAAGUUUCUACUAAGAGUCCCCGAUUUAAUAAAUCGGUGAGUUUACCUGUGUUUGUUGUUACUGGAUUCCUGCCAAAAAGAAUGAAAAAAUUGUAUGAACAUUUAAUAUAUCCAGCAUUCGAAGCGAGAUUGCCUGAAACUAUAGAAUCCAUAGAGCACGUAGCAAGAAUAUUAGUACAGAAACUUAAAUCGAUUACUAAAUGCGGUAAUGUUUCUCUAAUCGGUGUAUCUUGGGGUGGUGCAGUUUGUAUGUUAAUGGCACAGUUAUUGGAAGCAGAUAAUAUUGCAGUGAGUCUGACACUGUUGGAAGGUAUACCAAAUAUAAUCCAAGAAUGGACAAAGAGUUUGCUACAAUACGGAAAUAUUAACGCUAAAUUAUUAUUGAAUUAUUUCCAAAUCAGCAGUAUGAUGGCCAGAGAAAUAUCAACAAAAAACGGUUGGAAUACAGAAUUGCCUAAAGUGUUAUUAUCAAACAACGUAUUGGCUACUGAUAAAACUUUAAAGGCAUUGAACGCAAUACGCUCUAGAUUGAACGCUUUACUUGAUUUAAGGCCACUUACAAAUAGAAUAAUCGCAAAAAUCAUGGUGAUUUAUAGGGCUAUGAAUGUUGAAAAAUCAAAAGUUUAUAAACUAGAAGAUUUUUGCGUUAUUAUGCCCGAAAUAAUUUUCUUUGAUGAAAAAGACUACGAAAACAUGCUAUCAGAAAAAAAAUUAUCUCAAAUUAUAAAUAAUAAUAUAUUACAUUAUCAUCCAGAUGCCAACGAAAUUCCAAUCACAAAUUUGUACAAACGUGCUGAACUUAAUGCUAUUGGUAUUAAUAUAAAGUAAAUGGAUUAACUUAUUUUUGCAUUGAGUUAAUAUAUAAAUAAAAAAA